Halteromyces radiatus is the source of this 2535-nucleotide messenger RNA. Its product is annotated as Piwi domain-containing protein. The record is from RefSeq and is a predicted model, not a curated record. The transcript is spliced from 7 exons. Bases 1 to 2535 code for a protein of 844 amino acids. NCBI's taxonomy places the organism in Eukaryota, Fungi, Mucoromycota, Mucoromycetes, Mucorales, Cunninghamellaceae. Gene Ontology annotation, molecular function: RNA binding; protein binding.
AUGGCAAAUAUUUCAAACACAAAUCUAACUCAACUCGCCAUGCGACCCAAUACUGGCAUGGUCGGUAGGCCAAUCCAUGUACGAAGCAAUUUCUUUGAAAUGACAAGUCUUCCAGCUCAAAAUAUACAACACUUGAAUAUUCAAAUAUUACCUGAUGGUACUCCUCCUGCUGUACUUAGAAAGGUAUGGCAAUCUUUUGAAGAUAGUCUUGAAGGUCAAGCUUUUCUUAACAAGGUCAAGCCUGUCUUUGAUGGUCGUGCAAAUCUUUUUUCUCCAAAACCUCUGAAAUGUGGUGAUAAUAACCUUGGGAUUUCUUUUGAAGUCAAUCUUCAAGAAGGAAACCGUUCUGGUGGCGUAUUCAAGUUGAAUAUCAAGCCUGUAGGUGUAAUCAACAUGAGGGAAUUACAAUCAUUCUUGGAUGGGAGGUCUGGUAUUACCAACAAUUGUCUAGCUGCUAUUAUGGCUCUCGAUGUAUUAUUUCAUCACAUUCCAAGCAUGCAAUAUCCCACUGUGGAUCGAUCAUUUUUCACUCCCCAGGAUAAACGUCCUUUACCCAAUGGUGCUGAAGUAUGGCAAGGCAUUUAUCAAUCUAUUCGUCCUACUCAAGGCAAAAUGAUGGUCAAUGUUGAUGUUAGUACCGCUACUUUUUAUGAAUCUGGUCCUCUUCAUGAACUGUUACCCAAAUUACUAGACCGCCAUAGUCUUGAUGAUCUUCGUCAUGGUAUUUCUGAUAGUGAACGUAUCGAAGUCGAAAAAAUACUCAAGAAUCUCAAGAUCGUUGUUGUCCAUCGUGGUGCUGAAAAACGGUUGAAGUACAAGAUUAAUAAGCUCACUCCUACCUCUGUUGAAGAUACUGUAUUCAAAGAUAAACUUGGAAAUGAAAUCACGGUUGCUCAAUACUUUCAAAAGACUUACAACAGACGUUUUGCUUAUCCUUUCUUACCCUGUAUUGUUGUCAAGAAAGAUACCUUUUUGCCUAUGGAAGUUUGUGAAGUCCUUCCUGGCCAACGCUAUACGGAGAAAUUGAAUGAAAAGCAAACUGCUGAAAUGACUAAUAUUACUAGCCAAAACCCUGCUGUCCGUGCCAACAAGAUCAAUCAAGGUGUCAAUCUUCUGAAAUACAAGGAUAACCCAUAUAUUCAACAAUUUGGCGUCAAUGUCAAGAACGAUAUGGUCAUGAUCAAUGCACGAGUUCUUCCUGCUCCAGAGAUCUCUUUCCAUCCUUCCUCUCAAAAUGCUACUUUUGCUCCUAGCGGUGGUGCUUGGAACCUUGGUGGUAAGAAGGUCGCAAUGGGUGCCAAUUUGGGUUCUUGGUCUGUGGUCAAUUUUGCAAGCAAUGUCCAUGAAGGUAUGGUCCAGUGUUUUAUUCGUGAACUAUGUCAAACGUUUACUGAUACUGGUUUGAACGUCAUCAAUCGCAAACCACCUAUUACCCAUGCUAAUCCCCAAGGUAAUAUUGAACGUACUCUCAAGGAAGCUUGGUUGAAGGCCGGUAACGCUGCAAAGGCUGAACCUCAAUUGAUUUGCUGUAUCUUGCCCAACACUGGUGUUGCUCUCUAUGGUGAAAUCAUACGUGUCUCUGAUACAGUUAUUGGUAUUCCUACUCAAUGUGUGCAAAGUAAGCAUAUUGCUGAUGCCAAGAAACAAUAUUGUGCCAAUGUCUGCUUGAAAGUGAACAUGAAGCUCGGUGGUGCCAACUGGAUGCUCGAUAGGUCUGAAAUUCCUUUCAUAUCAAGCGAACCCGCUAUUGUUUUUGGUGCUGAAGUUACUCAUCCUGGUCCUGGUGAUAUGAACAGACCUUCCGUUGCUGCUUUGACUGCAAGUAUGGAUCCCUAUGCAUCAAGAUAUGCUUCAACUGUCCGUGUUCAAGCCAAUCGUACUGAAGUUAUCGCUGAUUUAGCUAACAUGGUCAAGGAAUUGUUAAAGGUCUUCUAUCAACGCUCUGGCCUAAAACCUCAACGAAUCUUAUUCUAUCGUGAUGGUGUCUCUGAAGGUCAAUUCGAUCAGGUUCUAAAAAAUGAAGUUUCUGCCAUCCAUGGCGCCUGUUCCUCCCUUGAAAAAUAUUACAGACCUCUUGUCACCUUUGUGGUUGUUCAAAAAUGUCAUCGUACCAGGUUCUUUGCUACUAGAACCCGUGAUGCUGAUCAAAGUGGUAACUGUCAACCUGGUACCGUCGUGGAUACUGAUAUCGUACAUCCUUUCGAAUUUGAUUUUUAUUUGCAAUCACAUGCUGGUCUUCAAGGAACUUCUCGUCCUACUUACUACCAUGUACUCUAUGAUGAUAAUAAUUUUUCUCCUGAUGCUCUUCAAGAACUCACAUACCGACUCUGCUACACCUACGGUCGUGCUACUCGCGCUGUUUCUAUCUGUCCUCCUGCUUACUAUGCUGAUUUGGUUGCUGCUCGUGCUCGAUUCCAUCGUAAGGGUAAAAACUGGGAAGACACUGAUACAAGUGAAUCAAUGGAUAAUGAUAGUCAAAUGGCCAGUUUCGCUGCUGUUAAGCCUGAUUUACAAAAACUAAUGUACUUUCUUUAA